Bolinopsis microptera is the source of this 2950-nucleotide messenger RNA. RefSeq lists its product as uncharacterized. The record is from RefSeq and is a predicted model, not a curated record. The coding region runs from base 100 to 2316 and encodes 738 amino acids. NCBI's taxonomy places the organism in Eukaryota, Metazoa, Ctenophora, Tentaculata, Lobata, Bolinopsidae. The transcript has 16 exons.
AACUAGACCACAAUAUAUUUGCAGUUUUGGAAAAGUUUGCAGUUUUAAGAACUAGAAGAACUAAAAGCUUAAUUGUUUACUGAUCUCGGAAUCAGAAAGAUGACAGUUAUUCUCGGAGUUGUUUCAGUGCUGGCACUGUUGGGAACAUCGCAUGCAACCUGUGGUCGCUGCAAUAAUAUUCGAGUAAAUCUAAAGUGUGUGGACUCCGACUCGUCUUACAGUAUCCCUCAAACGAAAGGGCUGGCCUGUGAAGUCAUAUCGGGCGGCAUUUCCCUUCAAUGUGACGUGGAAGGGUUGAUAAACAAAAAGCCUUCCAACUUCAACUUUAAUUCUGGCACUAAGGACAUAGCGUUCUGGUCGUCAGUGACGAGAGAAGAAAAAGAUAAGACUAAUGGGACUCUAGUAGUAGCGACAGUAUCAGCGGACGUGGGGUAUUAUUGCGAAGCUACUGUAAACGAUAUGAACGGAGAUGACCAUGUUUUAAGGAGCAACACUAUCAUCGUCAAGAAGAUCUCACAAGACGCCUCAAGUAUCACUCCUCCGGAUAAAGCCACUGAUAUGUCAAUGUCAGAGAAAUCGUACAUCACCGAGCUGCCAUGUAAUGUGCCGUCUGGCUGGUAUCCGGAACCAGAUAUUAUGUGGUACAAAGGUGACUCUCCAGUAGUGCCCUCUGUUAGAAAGUUCCCUCUUGACUUUGAUGUCGGAGAUUACAAGAAGGGUUCUCUCAUAAUCCAUGGCUACAAGUCUGACGAAGAUGUAGCUGAGUACAAAUGUAUGCUUCACUAUGUAGACCAGGCUGCUUGGCUCUCUGAAAAACAGAAAUCAGAAACCAAAGAAGAAACCAAAGAAGAAACCAAAGAAGAAACCAAAGAAGAAACCAAAGAAGAAACCAAAGAAGAAACCGAAGAAGAAACUAAAAAAGAACGUAAUGAUGGAUUUUCUAAAAGGCAGAUACUACUGGCAGAUAAAAGAACUGGACAACCUAAGAAUAUGACAGCUUUCCACAAGAAUAUAACUGUCACCUGGUUCAACGUAAAACUUGGUGUGGUGAGCGAGAGUACAAAAGACGUACAUGAGGUGAUGAUAAGGAGGUUUAAUAACGGUCAAUUUAAAGGUUGGGGUGAGCCGCUCACCUUAACAUCCGUUGCAGUUGGAGGAGCUAUCGGCAAUGUCAUGGGUGAUGACAGGGUCGCCUACAAAUGGACCAUUGAAGGAAGUGAGCUGGGUCUUAAAAAACUCAACACUUCAUGCGUAGAUGUAGCAAAGAACGUCUCUUCUAAUUCGACUAAAGAGCGCCGAGAAGGUGAAACAGAAGAAACCAAAGAAGAAACUAAGAGCUACACAGUUGAAGACUACCUGAAAUACCCUGCCUGUCAAUAUUGGGUAACUGAAGACAAGACCAGAACAGUGGAAUUAACAAACGAUACAUUGGCACUACUUGGUAUCAAACAAAGCGGUCCAAAUGGGAAUACUUUGACUCUACUAGGCUAUUCCUAUGGAUUUGACCAAUCUAAGUUUUUGGCUGACAUGACGUUUGUUGGUAAGACAGACAGCGCGGAUAAAACCACUAAACAAGACUUUUAUCAAGGAAUAAAUGUGGUAUCAGGGAUGACCCCUCCGUCAGAUGGAAACACGUGUGCUUACAACGAUAAAGCUCUGACACUCCCUCUUUCCAACAAUUUCUUCCAAAAAUGGAAGAGUUCUAAGAACGAGCCUCUGGCUGACUAUCCACUUCUCUCAUCUUGCAUCUUCAAAAACAGUCCUCAGAGUGGAUACAAGAUUGAUGAGACAGAAGUAUUCGGUCUGCCGAAGCUAGUAGAGAACAGUGUAGCUGCAAAAUGCCAGUACUACCAGGUCCAAAGAAGGAACCAGCGGUCGGAUGACCUGUGGAGCUACAUCUACCAGACAGUUCUGGUGGAGACGUUAGGAGAUCAGGGGGAUAAGGCAGACUACGUGACGGAGCAGUUUUCAGUGCCUGAUGUUGCCUGGACAGCUGGUGAAGUGACAGGAAAGAACAAGAUAGUGACCUGCUCCUCUACCAACACAGCUAAAACAGGGACUCUCAACUGGUUGGAACUAGAUGCCGGGUGUGAUUCUUACUCUGUAGCGGAGGGGGUUGGUGCGGCUGAGACCUGCGGAUACUCCACAGCUAUAACCUUUGACAUGACCACCCUGUCCAAGAGCUGCACUGCCAUGUGCAUGAGCAAGUCUCAGUGUUCAGCCACCGAGAUUAAAAACACAACUGUGGAGCCCAGUGAGUAUUUGGUUCGCGGUAACAGGCACAGGCAGUUUACUUCUAAAUGUGGUGUAGGCUAGGAUAUUACUUAGGUUUAAUUGAAUUAGUUUCUGUGAUAAACUCCCUACCCACUCACAUUAUCACAUCACUUCUCCUUCACUCACAACCCCAGCCUUGUAGGUUCUAGGAUGGUAUGUUAUGGACUAUGGACUACUUCUAUGACACAGCCUUACUUUAAUUCAAUGAUAAUACAAAUUUGUGAUAUAAUUUAUUAUAAUUCGAUGGGAUGGGGGUAGUGGGACGGGUUUCAGCUACUAAACUGGCGAGCUGUCCAACUUCCUUGAAUAUUUUAUCUCGGUGACCUGCUGCUGGUAUGAAUGUUGUUAUCUGGAAUCCCUCAUAUCCUCUACACUGAUAGUUUACCACUCCUUUACAUUCUACUCAUCAUCUCGAGGGAAUGUCCCCGGAGCUGUUUUACUAUUACCAGUCACUGGAUGUGUCCGUGGACAAAACGGAACUGUGCGAAUAAAAUUAAACUGUUUAUCCUGACAUUGUUAAACUGAAGAAAUAUUUUGUUGAAAUAAAAACGUUUGCUAUCUUUUUAAUUAUGUAAUAUGUCUAGCAUAUAUUUUAUGGCCGAAUUAAGUAUUUUUUAACUGGAAUUGACUUACAAUUCGAAUUUGAUAAUUUAUAAUCGUUCAACUUCAACUACUC